CAACUCUAACUGAAAUCUCCAAAUCCUCUCUCUCUCUCUCUCUCUCUCUCUAUCUUCGUUCAAUCACAUUCUUCAUCGCUAACCGUUGCAAGCCCUAAUCAAUUUUCCGAGUAACCACCACCCCCACGCGACGCAAAAAUGGCGGAUCCGAUCCCGGCGCCGCACAGAUCCGCCACGGACUUCUUCUCCGAUCCACUCGACGCUCACCCGCUGUGGUUCAAACCGGCGUCGUUCCUCUCUCCGGACUUCGAUUCCGAAUCCUACAUUUCGGAACUCCGAACCUUCGUCCCCUUCGACACUCUCCGUUCGGAACUCAACAACUACCUCUCCUCCCUCAACCACGAACUCAUCGAUCUCAUCAACCGCGACUACGCCGAUUUCGUCAACCUCAGCACCAAGCUCGUCGACGUCGACGCCGCCGUCGUGCGGAUGCGCGCCCCGCUUGUGGAACUCAGAGAGAAGAUCGAGCAGUUCAGAGGAUCUGUUGAAGUUUCGCUUGUCGCCAUUGAGAAUGGUUUGAAGCAAAGGUCUGAAGCUGCCUCCGCGAGAGAGACUCUGGAGCUUCUCCUUGAUACAUUUCACGUCGUUUCGAAGGUUGAGAAACUAAUUAAGGAGCUGCCUAGUGUGCCGUCCGACUCGUCAAAUGGAGAUGUAAAUUUGUCGGAGAGAAGUCUAUUGAGCAAUGGGUUUUCUGCGCAGCAUGUUGAGAAUGGGACAAGUAUCAGAGAGACGCAAAGCAUGCUGCUGGAAAGAAUUGCCAGUGAGAUGAACCGGCUAAAGUUCUAUGUUACCCAUGCAAAGAACCUUCCUUUUAUUGAGAAUAUGGAGAAGAGGAUUCAAAAUGCAAGCCUAACAGUAGAUGCAAGCUUGGGUCAUUGCUUUGCAGAUGGUCUAGAGCAUCGGGAUGCUACUGCAAUUUACAAUUGCUUGCGUGCAUAUGCUGCUAUUGAUAACACCAAUAAUGCAGAAGAAAUAUUUCGAAUUAAUGUUGUGGCUCCAUUGAUACAGAAGAUUAUCCCACAUGGGCCCUCAGCUGUGGUUGCUGGAUCAUUUGGGGAUGGGCUUGAAAAUGAUUAUCAAUUAAUUAAAGAGUGCAUUGAUAAAGACUGUAAAUUUUUAUUGGAAAUUUCUUCAGCUGAAAAUUCAGGUUUACAUGUCUUUGAUUUCUUAGCCAAUUCAAUCCUUAAAGAGGUUCUCUAUGCUAUUCAAAAGGGGAAACCAGGUGCAUUUUCUCCUGGAAGACCAACAGAGUUCUUGAAAAAUUACAAAUCAAGCUUAGAGUUCUUGGCUUAUCUAGAAGACCACUGUCCAUCCAGAUCUGCCGUUGCAAAAUUUCGAUCUGAAGCAAUAUAUACUGAGUUCAUGAAACAAUGGAAUAUCGGAGUGUAUUUCUCUCUGAGGUUUCAAGAAAUAGCAGGGUCUCUAGAUUCUGUGCUCACAUCAUCCAGUCUUGUCCCUGUUCAAAAUUUAGACCCUGGCGAAUCAAAUAAUCAAUAUUUAACAUUGACUCAAAGUGUCACUCUGUUGGAGAGUUUGAAAUCUUGCUGGAGAGAAGAUGUUCUUGUCCUUUCUUGUUCUGACAAGUUCCUUCGCCUAUGCUUGCAGCUUCUUGCUAGAUACUCAAAUUGGCUGUCAUCUGGACUGACUGCCCGCAAGAACCAUAACACGAACACUAACACUAGGGGUGAAUGGGCUGUUUCGGCUGUCAUAGAUGACUUAAUUUUGGUUAUUCAUGAUAUAAGGUGUUUAGUGGAGCUGGUUCGUGGUGAUUACCUACAGCAUGUGCUUCAGCUCUUAUCUUCAUGCUCCCCUGAUGUUCUUGAAUCAGUAAGGCAGAGCAUUUUACAGGGUGCACAAUCAUUGAAAUCCAUAGAACCUUUAGUCAUCAAAGCAGUGGUGGAGUCACUGGUGGAAAAAUCAGUUGAGGACUUGAGACAGAUGAAGGGGAUAACAGCAACUUACAGACUGACUAAUAAACAACCUAUCAAGCAUUCACAAUAUGUUUCUGGGGUAUUACGCCCCCUUAAGGUUUUUUUGGAUGGGGAGAGAACCAUGAGAUAUUUAGCAAGCGAAACAAAGAAUGAAAUACUCCUUUGUGCUGCAACUGAGAUUACUGACCGAUAUUAUGAAUUAGCAGCUGACCUUGUUAGCGUGACAAGAAAGACAGAGUCUUCACUCCAAAAAAUGAGGCAGAGUGCGCAAAGACGAGCUGGAGCAAGUUCAGAUAUCUCAGAUAAUUAUGUGUCUGACACUGACAAAAUUUGUAUGCAGUUAUUCCUUGAUAUUCAGCAAACUGUGCCUGCUUUCAUUUGAUAAUCUUCCUCUUGCAUAUUGUCACCAGGAGUACGGCCGUAACCUCUCUGCGCUAGGGGUUGAAGCAGUCAAUAUUGCAUCCUACUGUUCAUUAUGGCAGUGUGUGGCUCCUGUGGAUAAGAAAAACUCAAUUAACCUCUAAGAGUUUUCACUUGUGGAGUCAAUGCGGCCUUUAGAUUGCUUUCUUCCUUGGUCAAAAUUAUCUUGUGCAAUGAAAUUUAUAACAAACACACAAAACAGUUUGCCGUACACAAUAGUCAUAGGUUCUCUUAGCUCUUAAAUGAAAAAAAAAAUAGUUUGCUUAACUGCUGUUGUUGUCUUUUAGUUUCUCUGCAUCACUGUGAUAUGAGAUGGUCCUUUACCGCUGGUUUCUUAUCA
Molecule: messenger RNA, 2691 nt
Organism: Lotus japonicus
Lineage: Eukaryota; Viridiplantae; Streptophyta; Magnoliopsida; Fabales; Fabaceae
Product: conserved oligomeric Golgi complex subunit 2
Exons: 12
Coding region: 139-2313 (724 amino acids)
Biological process (GO): intra-Golgi vesicle-mediated transport; Golgi organization; protein transport
Cellular component (GO): COG complex; membrane
Source: RefSeq, a predicted model, not a curated record